Ectocarpus siliculosus is the source of this 1293-nucleotide messenger RNA. NCBI's taxonomy places the organism in Eukaryota, Phaeophyceae, Ectocarpales, Ectocarpaceae. The record is from the annotation of a GenBank genome assembly.
ACUUCGCGCUUCUGACGCACACAGCCUCCACGACAAUGCGAUCGUCGUCGCCACUCGUUUCGAUGGUAACGAUGCGGCUACGACCUGGAGGUUUGCGGGGCUGCCGCCCAACAGGGUGUAGCAGAGGCAUGAUCGCCGCCAGAAGCCGCUCGACGGCGGCAUCAACAACGCCAGCUCUGAGGAUGUUCUCGGACGGCAAAGAUGACGGGCCUGUCCUUCUCUUCGUGCACGGGUGGCCAGAUGACCACCAGAUGUGGGACAAGCAGGUAGCUCAUCUGAAAGAUCGUUACCGUUGCGUCACGACGGAUCUACCCGGAUUCGGCGCUGACAGCGAUGAGUACGACGCAGAUGUGGAGAAGAAUGGCUACUCGAUCGACGAGAUCGUGCGCCGGCUCGAGAGGACGAUAGAGAAGGCCGGGAACGGUGAACCGGUGACUCUCAUCGCACACGAUUGGGGUUGCACGUUCUCCUUCCUGGUGGAAAAGAACCGGCCGGAGCUCGUGAAACGCAUGGUAGCGAUCGAUGUCGGCGGUGCGGUAGAACCUGGCCUCGGAAGCCUCAUCAUCAUCAUGUCCUAUCACCUGUGGCUCAUCGCCGCCUUUCGGGUAGGAGGUCCGAUCGGCGACGUUAUGGCGAGGUCCUUUGCUCGACUCGUAGGUGCUCCCGCGGGCGCUCGCGUGGCAACGGCCAGGUCCUGCUACCCGUACUACCACUAUUGGAAGCGAAAGCUGGACAAAAGUCAGGGGCCCAUGGGGAAUCUCAUGCCGGGGGCGCCUCUCUUGUUUGCUUACGGAACUGCCGGGUACAAGAGGGUGAUGCCGUUCCACGCCGAUUGGUGGGCCAAGAAGGUCAACGACAAGGAAGGAUCAUUGUCCGUCGCCAUGACACGCUCCAAGCACUGGGUCACGGUGGAUCAACCCGACGACCUCAACCGCAAGCUGGACGCCUUCCUGGAGAAGAAAUGAAAGCGCUCGCUUCUGACGCCGCCUCCACGAAUCUAUCCCGCCUCCGGGUAAGUAAGGCAGGGGGAUGACAGACCGACGAAACUCAUUCGAACUGCUUUCAACUGGGUGUUCAGGAAUGUGGCUGUCGUCCGGAGGCUGUCAACCUUUGUUAGGAACUGUUCUGCGGGCCAAUAUGUCUUUUUUUGAAGUCACUGCCGGAGAGCGAGAAUCUCGGAAGAGGGAACGGAGGAAAUGUGUGUGUCAAGGCUCGACGUUUGGGGUUUUCGACGCAAGAUGCGAGAGACACCUCACUUUUUUUUGGAGAGAAGUGACGAACGGUUUUUUUAUU